Molecule: messenger RNA, 1810 nt
Organism: Synchiropus splendidus (mandarinfish)
Lineage: Eukaryota; Metazoa; Chordata; Actinopteri; Syngnathiformes; Callionymidae
Gene: aup1
Product: AUP1 lipid droplet regulating VLDL assembly factor
Exons: 12
Coding region: 264-1511 (415 amino acids)
Cellular component (GO): membrane
Molecular function (GO): ubiquitin binding
Source: RefSeq, a predicted model, not a curated record
GCUUUAUUCUGAAAGGGCUCCUUGCGGAUGUUAGCUUUAGCGCUGUUAGCGGUGCCGUUUUUAUGUUGACAUUAGCCCAGUUAGCUCGCUACAGGGCUAGUCACAUAACACAGCCGAUAAACCUGCUUUAAAACCGCUCCGUGACCACCGAGUGUCCACACGGAGUGAAAGCGUUGUGUGCGUUAUGACUCGUCUAUUUCUGGGGAGCAGGUUCUGGUUGUGUUCAUAGCAGGGGCCCUGGAGAGAAGGCUUGCCUGGGAAACAUGGACACCACGGGGAUUGAAGAUUUGUUUGACUUCCAUCGGUUUCCCAAAGAUGGACUCCUCCUCCUGUUGCUGCUGAUAUAUUUUCCUGUUGGCAUUUGUUUAAUGCUAAUAAGGAUUUUUAUCGGUGUUCAUGUAUUCUUAGUCAGCUGUGCCCUUCCUGAAAGUUUUGUCAGAAGGUUUGCUGUGCGGGUAAUGUGCUCUGUUUUGGGGAUGCAUGUGAGACAGAAGAAUCCUCGCUCCAGAGACAAAACCAUCAAGCUCUACAUAUGCAAUCAUGUGACAAAGUUCGACCACAAUAUCAUCAACCUCCUGACCUCCUGCAGCACGCCUCAACUGCAGGGGUCCACAGGCUUCAUGUGUUGGGCCAGAGGAUUCAUGGAAGUCCAGUCAAUGUCGAGUCAGGAAGCUAUUGGAGAAACCCUGCAGAGAUAUUGCUCGUCUGAAGGCACCCCACCUCUUCUCCUGCUCCCUGAAGAGGAGACCACUAACGGUCGGCGAGGCCUUUUAAAGUUCACUUCCUGGCCUUUCUCUCUGACUCACACCAUUCAGCCAGUGGCCUUACAGGUUACGAGACCCCUGAUUGCAUUGAACACACUGAACUCUGGCUGGCUGACGGAGCUCCUGUGGACCUUCUUCGCUCCAUGUACAGUGUAUCAAGUAAGUUGGCUCCCUCCGGUGUCGAGACAAGAUAGUGAGUCCACGCAGGAGUUUGCCAACAAAGUCCAGGAGCUGCUGGCCUGCGAACUGGGCCUGGUACCCACAACCAUCACAAAAGCUGACAAAGCAGAACACAUCAAAAGGAAAAGGCACACGACGCCACCGACCACCACCAGUGUCAGACCUGGGUCCAUGGGCCUGGGGUUCGUGGUUCCGGGGCUGGGAGCCGACGAUGGCAGGAUUGCGAAAAUGGCACAGCAGGUGAAGGACGUGCUGCCUCACAUCCCCCUGAACGUCAUCACCAGAGACUUGGUUAAAACAAAUUGUGUUGACACCACCAUUACUAAUCUGCUGGAGAACAAGGACGAAAGUCAGGCGGAAGCCUCCGGAACAUCAUUUGAAGCCCCUAAAAGCAGCUCGUAUUGCUCAACGUCGGCUGCUACCAUCAAGCCGGCUGCCAAAUGUUUUGGGAAAUCACCAGCUGACAGACACUUGUCUUUCCAGGAGAGAAAAGAAGCGCUUUAUAACUUUGCGAGAAGACGCUACAUCGAGAAACAUGGAUUGGAACUUGAGGACGACUCUCUGUGAACAACACCGUCACUGACAAGAAGGAAGCAUAAAUGAUUUGCUUUACUGUCUAAUUUGAUUGAUGAUUUUUAUAUGUCCAGGUCCCGUCGAACCUUUUCGUUUAGUGCAAGUAAUGGAGUGUUCUGAACAUGUAUAAGUUGUCGAUUAUGCAUGUUGUUUAAUUCUUCAUUCUGCCCGACACAUCAUUUUGAUAACGAUUUGUAUUACGAUCACUGAUGGGAAGCAUCUAUUUAUUUUUCUAUUGUCCAGAGUCAUUAAUGGAAAUAAAGUUCAGCUCCAAGUUUUCCUCCGUCUUUACU